Messenger RNA from Octodon degus (degu), 798 nucleotides. It is a transcript of the gene Drgx, whose product is annotated as dorsal root ganglia homeobox. Gene Ontology annotation, biological process: regulation of transcription by RNA polymerase II. The record is from RefSeq and is a predicted model, not a curated record. The transcript has 6 exons. Bases 7 to 798 code for a protein of 263 amino acids. Lineage: Eukaryota; Metazoa; Chordata; Mammalia; Rodentia; Octodontidae. Gene Ontology annotation, molecular function: RNA polymerase II transcription regulatory region sequence-specific DNA binding; DNA-binding transcription factor activity, RNA polymerase II-specific.
UCGGCGAUGUUUUAUUUCCACUGCCCGCCGCAGCUGGAGGGCUCUGCGCCCUUUGGCAACCACUCCACAGGGGACUUUGAUGAUGGCUUCCUGCGCAGAAAACAACGCCGGAACCGGACGACCUUCACCCUCCAGCAGCUGGAAGCCCUGGAGGCCGUCUUUGCCCAAACACAUUACCCAGAUGUCUUCACCAGGGAAGAGCUGGCCAUGAAAAUAAACCUAACAGAAGCCAGAGUGCAGGUUUGGUUCCAGAACCGAAGAGCUAAAUGGAGGAAAACAGAAAGAGGAGCUUCAGAGCAGGAACCAGGGACCAAGGAGCCCAUGGCCGAGGUGACGCCACCACCUGCGAGGAACAUCAACUCACCGCCACCCACGGAUCAGGCACGGAGCAAGAAGGAGGCACUGGAGGCCCCACAGAGCCUGGGGCGAGCCGUGGGACCUGCAGGACCAUUUUUCCCAUCCUGCCUGCCGGGUACGCUGCUCAACACCGCCACCUAUGCCCAGGCCCUGUCCCACGUGGCCUCCCUGAAAGGUGGCCCGCUGUGUUCCUGCUGUGUUCCAGACCCCAUGGGACUCUCCUUCCUGCCCACCUACGGCUGCCAGAGCAACCGCACAGCCAGUGUGGCAGCCCUGCGCAUGAAGGCCCGUGAGCACUCGGAGGCCGUGCUGCAGUCAGCCAACCUCCUGCCGCCUGCCAGCAGUAGCCCCGGCCCUGCCACCAAGCCUGCUCCCCCAGAUGGUGGCCAGGACAAGACAACACCCACCAAGGACCAGAGUGAGGGUGAGCCGGGUGUAUGA